Molecule: messenger RNA, 1320 nt
Organism: Striga hermonthica
Lineage: Eukaryota; Viridiplantae; Streptophyta; Magnoliopsida; Lamiales; Orobanchaceae
Source: the annotation of a GenBank genome assembly
AUGGCAAAAGUUGAAGUAGUGUCAUCAAGCCUUGUUCCGAUGGCUUCCGUCGACACAAUCCCCAUGUCGCGUCUCGAUCUUACUCCGUGGGACUUGCAAAUGCUCCUAUUCGAACCCAUCCAACAAGGUGUUCUGUUUCACAAGCCCACAUUCGCUAUCGAUUUCAUUAUCGACUACGUCAAAGCCUCGCUCUCCCGCGUGCUCGACUACUUCCCCCCACUCGCCGGCCGCCUUGCCACCGAAAACAACAACAACGACACCAAAACGGCCGUUUAUUUUGUCGACUGCAACAACAAAGGCGCCGGCAUCAUCCAUGCGGCCGCCCCCAACGUGUCCGUCUCCCAGAUCUCGGAUGCCAAGUACACGCCGGAGUUCGUCUACUCAUUCUUCCCUCUCAACGGGACCCGCAACUUCCACGGGACUUUCGAGCCACUGUUUGCCGUCCAGGUCACCGAGCUCGAGGACGGCCUAUUCUUCGGGUGCGCGGCCAAUCACGCGGUUAUGGACGGCUCGUCCAUGUGGCACGUUCUCCAAUCCCUGUCCGAGAUUGUCCGUGGCCACAAAAAAAUAUCGAAAAUGCCCUCCUUCGCGCGCGAUUUCCCCGGCUGGCAAAACCGCCCCAUCCAUGUCCCCAUGCCGGACGACGGCACGACGAAGACCGCCACCCGGCCAAUGCUGCUCGAUAGAGUUUUCCACGUCAGCAAGGAGAGCGUGGCCGAGAUCAAGGCCCGGGCAGGGCCCGAUGUCGGGAUGAUCACGUCGUUCCAGGCGAUCGUGGCGCACGUGUGGCGGUGCGUGGCGCGGUGCCGCCGCCAGCUUGGCGUCGGCGGGGGUGAAGAGACGAUGGUGACGGGGGUUGGAGCGAGAGGGAGGGUGGAUUUGCCGGAAGGGUAUUUUGGGAAUGCGAUCUCGGGGUCCACGCUGUGCAUGGGAGAGGAGGAGCUGUUGGGAGGUGGGCUGGGUCGGGCUGUGCUUGGGCUCAAGGCGUUUGUGGACCGGGAAGGGACGGCGGAGGCUGUGCUGGGGUUCGUGAGAGAUUGGGCGAAAAAUCCGAGGGUUCACGUGCCGGGGAGUUGCACGCUGCUGGUGUCGAGCUUGCCGAAUUUCGAUGCGUACAGAGGCAUAGGGGAUGUCGGGCUAGGGAGGGCGGUGGCGGUGAGGACGGGAAGGGCGCAGAAGUGGAAUGGGAGAGUCGCGAUUUUUAAUGCGGCUGAAGGGGAUGGGGUUGAUGUCGAGGUCUGCCUGGCGCCGGAGGUUAUGGCGGCACUGGAGGAAGACACUGAGUUCAUGGACAGCACUCUGUUGCAGAAUAUAAAGUAA